This is a messenger RNA of Siniperca chuatsi (mandarin fish), 4368 nucleotides long. RefSeq names its product G protein-coupled receptor 83 (gene gpr83). Gene Ontology annotation, cellular component: membrane. Gene Ontology annotation, molecular function: neuropeptide Y receptor activity. Lineage: Eukaryota; Metazoa; Chordata; Actinopteri; Centrarchiformes; Sinipercidae. Bases 118 to 1530 code for a protein of 470 amino acids. Gene Ontology annotation, biological process: neuropeptide signaling pathway. The record is from RefSeq and is a predicted model, not a curated record. The transcript has 4 exons.
GUUGCCCAUGCUUCAGCAUCUCCACAUCACUUCAGUGACACGAAGGACGGAGCACGUGUCCAGCUGAGAGCCGCACAGAUUAUCCAGAGAGAAUAAGAAAAAGGAAACACUGAUACAAUGAGAGCUGUGUGUGUUUGGUUAUCUGUGGUGCUCUGGAUGUGGGGACACAGUGGCUGUGCGGGACACAGACUCAACGACUCCUCACUUCUGGAAGAGGGGAUAUUUUCUUACACGCAGCAUUUACUUAACGUUUCAGGGAAGUCCUAUAACCGGACUUCUGGAUUUUUCCUCCUGGACUUUGAUGAGGGGAUGCUGGAAGAUUGGCGCUCUCUGGCCAGUAAGCGCCGCGGCGGGGAGUCGCAGGAUGGGAGCGUCAAGGCGCUGCUUGUGGCAGCUUACUCAUUGAUCAUCGUGAUCUCCCUGUUCGGGAACACCCUGGUGUGCCAUGUGGUGGUGAAAAACAAGCGCACCCAGUCCGCCACCAGCUUGUUUAUUAUGAACCUCGCCGUGGCUGAUAUCUUCAUCACAGUCCUCAAUACGCCCUUCACCCUGGUCCGAUUCGUGAACAGCACCUGGGUGUUUGGGAGGACAAUGUGUCACAUCAGUCGCUUUGUACAGUACUGCUCCCUGCACGUCUCUACGCUCACACUCACUGCCAUCGCACUGGACCGACGACAGGUGAUUUUACAUCCUUUGAGACCUCGCAUGUCCCCUACACAAGGUGGUGUUUGGGUCGCUAUCAUCUGGAUAAUGGCCAGCUGCUUCUCUCUCCCACAUGCAAUCUACCAAAAACUCCUGACUUUUACAUACGGUAAGGAAAAGGAGCGCAGCCUGUGUGUCCCAGACUUCCCAGAGCCUUCAGAUGUUUACUGGCAGUAUAUUGACCUUCUGACCUUCAUAUUGCUUUACAUGUUGCCACUCCUCAUCAUCACUGCCUCCUACACCACAGUGGCCUGCCGGCUGUGGCACCACAACGCCAUCGGUGACACCACAACAGCUCAGCACACCGCCCAGCGAAGAAAGCGCCGGCGGACGUUGGCCAUGUUGCUCCUGGUGGUUGGGGUGUUUGCUGUCUGCUGGUUCCCACUCAACUGCUACGUGGUGCUGCUGUCCAGCCAGGCCAUCCACUCCUCUAACGCCCUUUACUUCUGCUUUCACUGGCUGGCUAUGACCUCCACCUGCUACAACCCUUUCAUCUAUUGCUGUCUGAAUCCCAUCUUCCGCCAGGAACUUAGGCUUCUCUUCGACAUGUGCAGGAGGAAACGGAGGGCGGUGGUCGGGUUGGAGCCAGAGCUCCACCCUGCAGCUGCCUGUGCUCCUUGUCACAGGACUGCCUGGCCGGACAACCAUGAGUCCUCGAAGCCAAGGCAUGCUUUCUCCCACCCGGACCACGCCUCCUCACAGCAGAGUCAUGCCUCUUCCAGUCAGUCCCACAACCUAAAAGAUACACAUGUGCUCUUCACCGCCAGGCAGGCCCUCACAGGAAGAACCGACAUCCUCUCAGUGGAGCCCAUCGUGGCUGUGAGCUGACGAGGAACAGCUGCCUCAAUGUGAUGGGGUUUUUGAGUAUUUGUGAUUCUUAAUUCCAUUUUAGGAUUUCAUCAUGUUCCAAAGAGGACAGGAAAUCUGAACAUCUCAGAGAUGUAUGGCUAGGCCUAUACAGGAUUUUAAUAAUAGCAGAGAUGGUUUUUGUGACGGCUUUAAAUUGAAGAAACUAUAAUCAUGAUUACAAAAUGAUUUCCCUGUGGUUAUCCCUAAGGAUAUCUCUUUUUUUGGUGCAUUGUUUGUCAAGAACUGAGGCCUCAGUCCUUAAAAAAAUUGACAAAACAAUCUCACCACAGGGUCCAUUUAGCAGCUGUUCUGGAGCUUUCGAAUGUAUUGCAAGUUUACCCAGUUGUUCAUGUUCAAAUUUCCUCCAUGUUGGUUUGACAGUCGAGAUGAGUUCAUUUUUGAUCUUGGAAAAAGCAGUUGACAAAACAAUCUAACCACAGGGGCCAUUUAGUAGAUGUUCUGGAGCUUUUGAUCAAUUUUUAAAAAUGGUCUUAAUACUGUUGCAGCAUUGAUUUUGUGAUAUACAAAACAGCGUGCUAAUAUAAUGGUCCCAUUGCAAAGGAUGCAUUGUGAUGCAAACUGGGCUCAUUAACUGAAGUUUCUUCAAAUUAUAUUCUUAUGAGAAAAAAAAACAUUGGGCUAUACAACAGAAUCUGAUGUACAUUUUUUGUCCAAAAAAUCUUGCGAAAUAUCAAGUACUGACAUUGAUUUUGUGAUGUAACUGUUUGGUCUAUCUGUGUCUUUUCUUUCAGCAGCCUUAACAGGCCUGCAUGACUGGCGAAGCAGCAACACAUUUCAUUCAUCCACCAAAAUCUCCCUGAAACUGUGAAAAAAAAAGUAUCACUCAAUUGUGACAGGAUCUGCUCAUAAAGGGUUUGCCUUCACGGCUUUAGUUUCUGCCUACAAGGAGAGAAUCUCAGAUGCUAUAUGAACAUGUUGAGAAUGAAAUCAUGUUCACAUUGAUCCACAGACCACUUCCAACCCGUCCUGCUGCUUAUACUUUUUUCUGUUUAUCUGUGAUUCACAUAUAGCCAGAGAGUUUACAGACUAUUCACAGGGAAAAAAAUACACCAACAAGAUAGUACAGCAGUGUAGGUGACUUAUCUUCCUCAUCUCACAGUUCACCGUAUUACUCUGUACCAUAGACUGUAUAGUCUCUUAGUUGCUUUAAAAGCCCCUUUACACUGUGUGAUUUUGGGCUGUCUGAGACAAAAGUUGACAAUCGUGAGAGAAACAUGAAUAAAAUGCAUAAAAUCCAGAGCGGUGGUCUUAGAUCGCACCGUGAGACAUGUCCAUGUGAGCUUUGGACAGCCUGCAGCAAAAUUCUGACAGUGCCAGAAAUUUAGGACCAAAUUCUCGCAGUGUGAUGCAGAAUAAUCUGGCCAGCGUAACAUUUUGUAAGCACCAUUUUUGAAUAAAGUUUAGGAAAACUACACACACACAAAACAAAACGAUGAAAGCAAAACAAAGAAAAUAGUUUGUGGAACUCUGGCAAAGAAUAAAACCAUGUGGAACCGUUGCAAAGCUUGUUUAUUGUUUUGCUGCAUUUUCAAAACAUAAGAGCGAUGCAGAUGGACGACGCACAAUCUGACAUGGCUCAAAUUGAUUUCGUACAGUCUGACACAGAUUGUGACCAAGAUUUUAUUAAACCCAUCUCACAUGAUCGUUGUUGUUGCACAGUCUAAAGGUGCCUUUAGUCAAUCAGAUGAUGUGCAGUUUAAUAAAUAAAGUAUCUUAGUUUCGAAGCUGUGUUAUGCUUUCAGAACAAGCUAAUAUUGUCACUUUGUCUAUUGUCUAUGAAAAUUUUAGGCAUUUGAAAAAGUAUUCGGGUCUGUAUCUGGUAUCUGGGUUGACAAUUUCAACAGCACAUGCAAAUCAAAUAUGACCACUUUAAUUUCGGUUCACUCUGUUAAAAGCUUGCAGGUGCAUUACUGUGUGCAUUUUGAGUUUGAACAUCAGAGCGAGCUCAGUUCAUUUAACAUCACUUGAGUGGAGUUCGUGGUAACACUUUAUUUGAAGGUGGCUUCAUAUGACUGACAGUUCGGUCAGGACCGGGGCGAGCAAACAGAUGUAUAAAGAGAACUGAGCAAAACGGCAGAGCAAAACAGCUAGCAGAGUGCUAUUUGAUUCCGCAUAUUUACGUGUUUCCUGUAAAAACAGGAAGCUAGGGAGGGACUUAUAGUGGAUAUAACGGACUUCAGCUCUAUUUAGCCAAUAGAGCUGAAUGUGCGCCCCCCCUGCCAUGCAGCUUGCAUCAGCGUCUAGCUUCCAAUGAACAGUACCGAAGUGGUUUUCUAGCCUGGUUUGCCUCCUGGGAUCCCGGGGCUGAGUCAGCUAGUUAAUAGCACGGCUGGCUGCAAGGGACUAACCGCGCUAAUUAACUUACAGCAGCUAACAGUUAGAAUUAGCAGUAGUUAGCAGUUAUAUUAAUAAUAAUAAUGGAUUACAUUUAUAUAAUGUUAGCUUUUUAUCUUGUUACUCACUGUGCUUCACAGUGAAGGGGGGAAACUCUAAUGUGGUUAGGUUAGCUAACGUUACUUUAGCAACAAGUAAAGCUAUCUGUCCAUCAGGAAACUCCAUAAAUCACCUUGGUACUGUACACUGUCUUCAAACUGCCCUCAUAACAUUACUGACAUCUUUAUGACAAAUCCAAAUGGUUACUCUUUACUUGAGUUUAAAGGAAUUAUUCUUGACAAUUAUAAUGAUCUCAUGACAGUCAUCAAAACCAAGCACAUAUGACAGUAUAAUGUAAUAUUAAAACAUAAAACUUAAAAGUUUAAGUUUGAUAAUUAGGCCUGCUAUGGCUUGUUUAUGACA